This is a messenger RNA of Dendrobium catenatum, 637 nucleotides long. RefSeq lists its product as uncharacterized. The transcript is spliced from 6 exons. Lineage: Eukaryota; Viridiplantae; Streptophyta; Magnoliopsida; Asparagales; Orchidaceae. The record is from RefSeq and is a predicted model, not a curated record. Bases 53 to 637 code for a protein of 194 amino acids.
GUUCGGUAGUUCCCGCUCGACUUUCUCCCGAAUCCCACUCCCAGCCGGCCAAAUGAUCUCCUCGCUGCCGUUCUCCAAGCGAUUGGUAAUUCGCGAUUACUUCAACUCCGAGAAAGCCGAAGAAGAUUCGAUGGUGAUCUCAUCUUCUGCUAGGGUUUCGGAGAGGAAACAUGUGGUAAGAGGCCGCACCAUCAUGUCUUCCGUGCCGGGAACUGUGAUUUCAAGCCCUGUAGUUAGCUUCGGUCCAGAAGGCUUCUUUCUUGGAGCCCAACUAUCCGAUCUCAGCUCCCGCCAUGUUUGUUCUAGAGCCAAAAUUGGUCAUAGUCGUGGAGCAAAAGCUACUUCUGUUUGGGUGCUUGCCCUUGCUUCUUACUAUGGUUCAGUACUCAGGUCUUCUUCUUCUCUAGUGAUGAUUUCAACUACAGCUCAGCUUAAUCUCUACCGAAGAUGCAAUGGCUAUAAUGUCCAACAAAUGACUUACUUCUUUAUAGCUUAUGGACGGAUCUUCUAUACCUAUAUUCAGAAUACGUCAAUACAUUUAACGGGAAUACGUGUUAAUAGUCCAAAAGGAUUACACAGCUGUAAAGGGGAUCAACGGCUCACUAAAGCUCAGAGGAGGUACAAAACAAUUCAUUAA